UGUUUGUGUUUACAUUUCACAGCUGCUAAGGCAUCAGAAAUUGUUACCGAAAAUGUAGAUUCUUGUCGUUUGGAAUCUUUCCUUCAGUGAUUGGCAUUUCUUCAUAUUGAUGUAAUGAAUUCCGAAAUACCGGAGGUUGUCGACGGGAAUGGCGAAUGUUUGGGUCUUCCUGAUCACUUCCUCAAUAUUCCGUUGACAGCACUUCGCUGUUCCGUUAAUCGAGUUGUUGCUCUCCACCUCAACAAUCCAUCAGACGUUGUGGACCAAGAGACGGGAUACGUCAAUGACUACAAUGGUUUGGCCGAGUUUGUCGGAUUUACUUACUUGGAAACAGAACAUUUCGGAAGACAGGAAAGCCCCACUGAGGAAUUAUUGGAAGAAUGGAAAACACGGGACGAUCUAGCGCCGUCAACCAUCGGCAAACUUUGGGAGGGACUGUAUAUUCUCAACAGAUUCGAUAUCAUGAAGGAUUGUCAGUUGGGUAUAGUAAAAGAUGUUGAGUCAUACCAGAAAAACAGAGAAAGAGAACAAGACCUGAUGCAACCUCGUAAGAGCAAUGAAGCAUCACAAAGAUCGGAUUGUCCAGCGGAAAAGAAAGAGAACCUAUGUAAACAGGACAUUGAAAGCAAAACUCCUCAGUUCUUUGAUGCAUUCGUAUCAUACAACGACGAAGGAAAGGAUCUCAGUUUUGUGAAGAAUAUGAUACAGAUCUUGGAAGGCGAACCCCACAAGCUGAAACUCUACAUUCCAGGCAGAGACGGCCUGCCAGGGGCAGCUAAAUAUGUGACAGAGGCAAAGCUCAUUGAGUCACGGUGUCGCAGGAUGGUCAUUAUUCUCUCCAAUGAUUAUCUACAGAGCAGUGCUUGUGACUUCCAGUCUAAAUUUGCUCAUGCCCUGUCCCCAGGUAAGUAUGAACUGCAAUAA
Messenger RNA from Ylistrum balloti, 924 nucleotides. RefSeq names its product myeloid differentiation primary response protein MyD88-like. The coding region runs from base 115 to 924 and encodes 269 amino acids. Gene Ontology annotation, biological process: innate immune response; positive regulation of canonical NF-kappaB signal transduction; defense response to Gram-positive bacterium. NCBI's taxonomy places the organism in Eukaryota, Metazoa, Mollusca, Bivalvia, Pectinida, Pectinidae. The transcript has 5 exons. The record is from RefSeq and is a predicted model, not a curated record. Gene Ontology annotation, cellular component: plasma membrane. Gene Ontology annotation, molecular function: Toll-like receptor binding; TIR domain binding.